Messenger RNA from Lymnaea stagnalis (great pond snail), 18500 nucleotides. NCBI's taxonomy places the organism in Eukaryota, Metazoa, Mollusca, Gastropoda, Lymnaeidae. The record is from the annotation of a GenBank genome assembly.
CUGGCAUUACCACCGCCAUUUUGAAACGCGUGCGAAGCUAACACCCUUUGUUGCCUCACUUUAGUAUUCUGCGUCACUUGUAGAACUGUUCACUAUUAUUUGCCAAAAUGUCUACUGAAAAAGGGUACGUCAAAACCAAUUUUAUUUAAAUUAACAUUUUAACAAUGAAUUAAUUUACUAUUUAGGCUCCGCACAAAUUUAAGAUAGGAGGGUUUAAAAAUAAAAAGGAAGGUUAUUUUAUUUGUGACGUAGGGCCAGAGCCUUGUUAAGUAGCGACAUAAUUUAAUGCAUUGAGUGUACAUUAGUGGAACGCUUAUUUGAGAUACAAAAUUGCAAUAGCUUGUACUAGUUUAUGGUUUGAAAUGGAUGCUUCACUUCAAUUUGACUUGUCCAUAGUCACUCAGUAGUCAGUAGUCUCACAGAUUCAGAUUGAGAUAGGUUUUGAGUAGGUACUGUUAGAAAAACAAUUGCCUGGGACUAUUUGCACCCGGGUUCCAGAACAGAGACGUUGGGAUUAAAAAUCUAUUAAAAAUAUUAUUGUUCGGUUUGUAAGACAAAAUGAGGUAUCAAAAGAAAGAUGAUUGAAUGGACUAUAUGUAUGUAAACUUAAUUCUUAAAAUUUAACUAAAAUAAACUGCCACAAAUGACAGAUUGGCAUUUGGUCAAAGUGUACCCGGCCAUGCAACCAUGCCAUGCAACCCUGCCAUUCGGACACGGGUCCCAUUAGACUCUAUACCAUUUGGAUGUCAUUUUGGACCUUGGUAUCCACGAGAAAUACCCGAAAAAUGGGUAUCGUAACUUCGUUUUCAAAAUGGCUACCUCCACUUUUUAAUUUACUGAGGGUAUUGUUGCUUCGCCUUUUAUGGUCAAUAUUCAUAAUAAAUUCUACAUCCGCCAAAUACUUAAAGCCGACAUCUUGCGUUGUAUAGAGUUCGUUUGAUUUUUUUUUUUCAAGGCUAAAGCUUUGAAAAUUGAAGUUAAAAAUAGGGAAACUUCACACAUCAAUAACUUUAAAAAAAAAAGGUUUCUUUAAAAUAAAAAGGGUUUCUUCAAGUUAUACUUUAUAGGGUCAUUUAUAACAUAUCCAAAAUUCAUGAGUGUAGAUAGAUACUUUGGUCAAAAAUGUAAACAUUUUUUAAAAAUAAACCAAUGGCACAGUUGAAUAGAGCAAAUUUUAAACAUAAUUAUAACACCAAAAUCAUAUUUUUAGCUGUUGUAGUUUUAAAGUUAUGAAUUUUUAAAGUACGACUUGGUUUGUCAUUUUUUAACAUAGACUGCAUCUCCACAUUCUGUGACCUCAUUCCACUGAUCGCGUCAUGCGCAAUGACUAUAUAGUUUAUAUAAGGCAAUGCAUUCCCUUAUCACUAAAAUACUGUUUAGGGUCGACUUAUUUUAAACUUUCAACUUUGGCACAUGAAUAAUUAAUAAAAGCUUUCCCUGACCAAUGGUUUAAUAGCUUUUGCACACGGCAAACUCUUAUGAAUGAAACUCUGAGAUAGUACUACAACGUAGCCGUUAUGCAAGUGGCUGUGAAUGGUUGCCAAUGACAACGUGUUGCACAGGGAAAAUUCUGAUCAUUUAUAUUAUGGACUCUGCAGGGUUUUUAAAGCUCAAAUUAAAACAUUUCCAGUUUAAAUGUCUUCAAAAUGCAUUCUGAAACACAAAAUAUAAAAUAUUUUGAUGUAUAUAGUGGUAAUAAUUAAAUAUUUCCUAAGUAUCGGCAACUUCCGCCAUUAAAAAGGGGGCGUGGCCCACGCCAUGUCGAAAUUAGGCUGAGCCACCUUAUGGUGAUAUGGGUCACUGUGACAAGUGUAACAAACGUGAGACACGACCUACAUCAAUGAAACUUGGCACAGAUAUAGAUCAAUAUCUAAUGCUCAUACAGAUUUAAUAAAAAAGGACCUUAUCUUAUUAUUUCACAAAAAAUUUUGUAUGCGAAGAUGCCUUAUAUAUACCAAAGAUUUUCAAAAUAAAGGUCGAUUGAAAAAAGCAAAAUAGCUGGCUAGAAAUGUAGGCCAAGAUGUCUUCCAAAUUAUAAGGCCGGAAACGGAACUCAAAUAUAUGUGGAAAGAACUAAUUUAAUAAUAAAUAGACACACACAUCGGAAAAUUAAAAACUCGGAUUUUUCGGCGCCGACGCCCAUUUCCGAUACAAAAAAAAUAGUAGUCUCCCUUCUUUCAUCGAAGUAUCUAGUGUAGACCAUCGGCAGGCUUCAAAAACGAAAAUCUAAGAGGUCAUGUUUUUUAGGCUAUGUAAUUUGUCAUCAUGGCCACCAUGCUUGUCUGCUUAUUUGAUAGCAGCCGUGGGGUAGUUAAUGAUUCAUUAUAUUUGUUUUACAGAAUAUAAUAAUAAUUGGGAAAUAUAACUAUUAAUAAAUAAUUGAGGGUUGUUUACCUUGGGCCAUGGACUUGGGAUUGAUAACCACUUGUAUUUGAUUUUGAUUUAGAACAGGCUUAGUUGAAAUAUAUUAUAAUAAUAGUAAUGAUUUGGUGAGUGGGAUAAAUGGCUUAAUAAAUAAUACAUUAUAUUAUUUUAUAUAUUAUAUCAAUACAUAUAGGGCUACAGCCUAUAUUAUAUGAAGUGUCUACAAGUCCGGCGCCGGACAAAUAGUGCGCAAGAUAUACGUCCGGCGGCAUGUCACGUGACCGCCGGACGGCUAGUAGUUUUUAUAAUUCCGAAAGAAGUGCAGUUUGGUAGAUCUUGUGUGGUCUACUGGUAGAGUGGUCGCUUGACGAUAUUAUGAUUUGAGGAUCAAUACCGGGGAUAGGAUCUUUUUUUUUUUCUUCCCAUUUUAAUUAAAAUUAUUUUAUACUAUAUUCGAAGGGUGGGCCAAUAAAAGUGAGAACAUCUCGUAAAAUAUUACGCAACGCAAUGUUCUCACUUUAAUUGGCCCACCCUGUAUAUUAAUGUUCAUCAGCGACAGUAGUUUUAUGAGAAGUUUUUAAAUAUUUUGUAGCAAUUUAAACAAUUUAAAAUGAAAUCUUUUACUUUUAUUGGUUGCCUACUCCACACUGGCCCCUAAUUAAUUUUAUGGGUUACUGGUACACAAACUCAAAUAACAAACUAAACAAAAAUGUUAACAUGCCACUUUCACUUUUUUUCUAUUAUUUGCAUUCAAGAUACUCAGUACAUUACUUGGUAGAGAUAUAGGUUUUAAAAUUAAUAAUAAUUGAAGCAGUCAACGGGACAAGGCUGACCGACAAGAUAUCUCUCACCACUUUGUUAUGGCAGUCAUGUGACUUGCUUGCUGGACAAAUAGUGCGGGAGACAUGUCCGCUACCUAUAUUAUAUAUAUAUAUAUAUAUAUAUCUUUAUAUGUAUAUAUAUAUAUUUAUUUAAUAUAUAUUAUAUAGUCCUAUAAGCUUUGAAUAAUAUAUAGUAUAGGCCUAACUCCAACCAAAUUUAUUAUUUGUAGGGCUUAUUGUAAAAAAGUAUGUAAUGAAAUUUUACACUAUAUCAUCAUGAUUUUGAAGGCAUAAAAUAAGUAAAAAUUUAAAUUAUAUUCACUUACCUUGGUAUCGAAAUAUCCUUUAUUUAAUCACAUAUCACAAAUAUUCCACAAGUGAAUUAUUGUAUAAUCCUAAUUAUUUGCAAAGAAAAAACUCACUUUCUGCCACAAUAAUCAAGGAUUUCUUACGAUAUUAUUAAAGAACAAUAAUACAAACUUGUACUUACCUCAAGCAAAUGACUCGAAAUUAUUUUAAUUUUUAUCAACCGCAAAAGUUGAUUCUUAAAAUUCAUGUUGAUUUGUGAAACAACAUAUUACUAACUUAAAAUAAAUGACAUACUAAUUUUUGUCAUAUUCAAGGACUAAAAUACAUAAUAGAAAAUGGUAAAAUAAAGUGUAAUCGUAAAUUUUAACUAAAUGAAACAAAUAAUCCUUUUAUUUGUUUAUACUUAUAAAUGUUAAACAAUUCCACUGAAUUCCAUUGACACAAAUACACUUCCAUAGAUAUACAGAAUAAGACUUUUUUUAAAGACUUAAAAGUUGAACUUCUAUAUAAAUUUUAUAGUGAAAGAUGCCUUAUAUUUAAAGGGGAAUCUCAAAAUACAGGUCGAUUAAAAAUUAAAACAAAUCAAUGUAAAUGUAGGCCAAGAUGUCUGCCUAAUUAUAAGGCUGGAAACAGAACUCAAAUAUAUUGCGAAAGUACUCAUUUAAUAAUAAAUAGACACACACAUCGGAAAAUAAAAACUCUGAUUUUUCGGCGACUAUUUCUAUUUCCGAUACACAAAAAAAGUAUUCACCCUCUCAUUGUCAUAAACUUCUUUAGGGUGUAGGGUACUUCAGGAUUCUUGAGUAGACUGCAGACAUGGCAUUAUAUUUUAGUUCUCAUUGACAAAGAAUGGAAGUCAGAAUCUUUGUAUUAGAUGUGUUGUAGCCGAAUGCAUCUGGGCUGAUGUAGUUACGGUUAUUGAAUAAUAGACCAUGAACAGAAUGCAAGUCUUUUGAUACUUGUUUGGCUGUAUUCUUAUCCUAUAGCCAAUGUUCUUUUGUUUGUGUAAAGUCCAAUACUGAUCAUGUAACCCACUGCAGGCCUAACUUGCUUAAUUGAAGCAAUGUUGUAAUGAAAUCAGUGCUGGCAGUGAUACCCGUAGAAAUUAAAUGCAUGUUCAAAUGGUCACAUACAACAGAUGUGUUGUGAUAUGUGUUAAAUAGCUCUUUGACAAUAAGGCACUCUUUGAAUAGAAUCUAUUAUGAGAGCAUGUUCAGGAAAGGCAGCUACAGGCAUUACUCUUCGAAAGGUAAAUGGAAUCCUCGAAGGGACGAAGACAAUCUUGACUGCUCUUCAAUGGUAUGAUCCUUUACUUUCCAGUCUUUAGGUUCAAGGAGAUGCCAACAGAUAAUCUAGAGAUGAUGAAAAAAUAGUAUGGCUAUACUAUAAUUAGUUCUAGAAAUAAAAAGUAAAAAUUCUAGGAUUUUGUUCCGAGUUGAUGUGAUUCAAAAUAAUUUUUACACUUUCUAACGAUAGUCAUAUCAUAAAUAAAAUUCAUUUAAAAAUAUUUAGGCAGAGAAAGUAAAGUUGCAUAGUCCAGAGAUGCUAUAUAUUUUAUUAGGAUUCAUUUCUAAAACAAUAUAUUUAACGCUUACUGUGGAGCACGUGCAUAGGACUAUGUUUCGUUUAGUUAGGACUAGAGAGAUAAUUCCAGCACAGCAUGGAACUAUUGCAAUAAUUAUGUAAACAAGAAAAAUAAUGUUUAAUAAUAAGUGGAUUUUUUAUUUAUUAUAAAAAUGCUCAAAUCAACUUACCAUCAAUGAUUUCUUGUGUUAAUUUCGAGUCCAUCAAUUAAAAUUGAUAAUAAGUUCUUUGAAAAAUAACAUAAAUUUUCAGACCCAAAUAUGUAUAUGUAGCGCUGUACUACGUGUAACUAAGGGCUAAAAAGACAAGCUUUGGCUUCGUUGGUUUUAUUUUCCUGAAAAUGUAGGCUUACCAUAUCACUUAUAAAUAUUUAACAAAUUUAAAAUAUAUUUAAAAAAAAACCAACCCUUUACAGAAAAGUAUACAUUAGAGGUUAAUCUAGCAGAAAACCCUGUAAUCUCAUUUUGGAAAAAAAUAACCAAACUAUCGAUUUUUUUUUUCACCUGUGGACCACCUUAAAUGGAGGGAGACCUAAAUUUGUGCUAAAAGGACACCUGUAUUAUAAUACAUGCAUAUAAAAAAAUAAAAAACUCGGAUUCUAUUUGGCCGACGCCCAUUUCAGAUACAUAUUUUCUAGGAGUGUCCCUUGCUUCAGCAAAGUGCCUUAUUAGGCAAUUAGUAAUUACUGAUUUAAAGUUUUUUUUAAUGACAUGCUGCAUAUUUAUUUUAGGGCAUGCGGGUGGCUUAUGAUUAUGCAGACACAAAAAUCAGAGCAGACACAUAAUAUAAUCUAUGAACGCUCUCAUUUGGUUCAUCAAUAACAUUUUGUCUCAAAUGAUACUGGUGUCCACACGCAUAAUGUUGAAAUUAUGUGGAUGUGCGCUAAGACAGUAUGGCACACGCUGCUAUCUUCUCCCUUCUAAAUAUUUGCAAGAGUUCAUGUCCCGCAAAUGUAUUUGUGGGUAUAUUUUGUAAAACUUCAGUGGGGGAACUUUGUAUAAACUAGUUUUUUUUCAUACAUGAAGUAAGAUAAUGUUGGUUUGCCGCACCACUCGUUUCCCCACAGCCUCCAUCUUGGUUAACAUAACUGCAAACACUGCUAAAAUGGAGGGAGGGGGAAGAGAAAAAAUUAAGUUUUUAGUUGCUUACCAAGAGAAAGGAAAACGAAGGAAAUGUUUAAAUUUAAUGAAAUAAUUCCUUCCGAACAUAAAUUUUGUGGCGAAUAUAGCAACUUUAUUGUAUCCCUAUAGUGUUUUAUGUGGCAAGAAUUGUCAAACGACCUGGGGUUGCCCACUUUCCUGGCUUUAUUUUAGCCGGUAGUUAGUGUAAACAAGAAGAAAAACAAUACGAAAUGCAUAACAUAAUCAAAACCUAACUUAGUUUCAUGUAAAACAAUUUUUUAUUGCAGGUUCAACCAAAAAUAAAAUCCAAAAGUUGUUAAAAAAUUAAAUACAUAAUGCCCGAAUUUUUAAAUAUUACCACCCAAUUAAGUUAUAAUUUAAAACAUUGGCAUAUUAAUAGUAAAGAAAACAACAUUCCACAAAUAAACAUAGGGGGUGAAUCCUACACAAACUGGGGCACCGAACCAUUAGCCUUCACUUCUUACUUGGGCUGAAAUGAAUAUGUACUUUGCUUUUUUUAAACCAUUUACCUAGAUCUAACUAAAUUUCAUCUUAUCAAUAAAAGAUUGAAAACGUUUUAAAAGUACUCCAAACCACAACUUGAUUUUUUAAACACUUGAUUAUUCAUCACUCCUUUCUCAUUUGUCAACAAAAUGAUGCGUCCCCCUGAGUCUUCAGAUUUCUUAAUUUUAAUAAAGUAAGCCAGAAGUUCUUAUCGUAGUUCACUUUCAAUCUUUGAGUGCUUUUGGUUUAUGAAUUGUUACAGAGAACUUGUUUACAUCAUAUUUCUUGUGCGUGACCUCUGAUUGACCCCGCAUGAGACGCUGUGUUCACAAAGGGGCGUGGCUUAGGCCUUUGAAGUAUCCUUGUAUACACCGCCAGCCACUAAAAAUAAUUAAUCUGUUCCAAAUAGUAUUUGGUAGAAUGAUUGGGAUUUUUCUCGAAAUGUCUCGAAGGCAGGGCUUGGGCGUCGGUAGACCCACCUAUAUAAGGGAUUGACAGGCACGGACGAGGGACGGAGAUUUUCAUAUACAUUCUCUUAACAUUACGAGGCGUGUUUUAUUCUUUGUGUAUUUGUGUGCUCCUACUUAUGUGUUUAUUUCGCAUUAUUUAUUGGCAUCGUUAUUUCUAAUUGUAUUAACUGUGUACCAGUACGACAUCUGCCAUACUGUAAGUUGAAGAUUGUAAUUAUAUUUUUAUUUUAUUUUGUAAUUAUCUUAAGACAUAAUAAAUCUUAAUUAAUUGUAACUAGUAACUGUUUUGGGUCGUAUCUAUAAUAUUGUUGAUUAUAUGGUAUCGUCCUUUGUUAGGCACUGUUUACAACGAGCCAAUUAAAAUUAAAAUAGGAGAUUACUUUCUCCCAAUACAAGUCAGUGCGUAACAGAAUGCUUUUGGCUUAGUGCGGUGCAUCUUUUAUUAAGUCUGUUAGUUUUGCGUGUUAUUGCAAGAUCCUCUAAUUCAAGUCUGUAUUCCAGUACAUCAGUUUUCAACUUACAAGUUGUAACAUACAACAUAUAGGUUUUUCAGCACCCCCGUGCCAUGACUACAUUUCCAAAAUACUUUCUGUCUCUUGUGACCUGGGUAUUAGCUCUGUGGGUCGACCUUUUCCAGAGCAGGUGUUUUUUUAAAAUGUUGACAGCCCAACUGAAAUCAAAUUAUUUAAAUUUGUUUUUGUGUUUGAAGUAGGUGCUUGAUUGUAUUGUCUUUCACUUUCAAGUCUAAAAAUAUCUUGUUCCACUAUUUAUUUAAAAAAGGAGCUAAGUAACUAGUAAAAUUUAGGGGUAAAGAACAAGUUUUGUCUUUAUAAAUGAUUACACCUGGUUUUCUAAACAAAAUUCCACCUUAGUGUGGAUGCACCUUUUGACAAAUAAAUGCAAUAUAUUUUUUAGGGUAAGAAACAAAAAUUGAGACUUAUUUGACUUUCUCCAUUUUAAAACAUUUAAAAUUAAACGUCAUUUUAGGUUGCAUCAUUUACCUAUGCUUUUUCAUCUUUCAAAUUUAAACCAUGACUUAACAAAUUUGCUUCUUUUUAAACCUUAUGCCUCUUAAAGCCUUUCAAUAAGAUUGCUAUCACAUUUUACUAUUUUUUAUAUUUAUUGAUUGACCUUUCUUGAAUUGUAAAUUACACUUUUUUUUUCAACAGAAAAAUAUUUGUCGGUGGAUUGAGCUGGGACACUGAUAAAGGUUAAUUAUUUAAAUUAGUAACCUUUUGAAUUGUUUUGUUAAAUGAUUAUACUUUAUUUACCGUAUAAUAGCUUAUUUCAAUAUGCAAUUUUUUGACAUGCCCAAAUUUCUCAGAGUGUAUUGUUGCUGUACAAGUUGCACAGGGCUCAUUUGCUCUUCUCAUCAUAAUUGCUUUAAAACUGGAUAGGGGCUUUAAAGUUUAACUAUGAAAUUUCUUUGCGAAAUUGUGAUAUAUAAUCAUUCAAAUUUGAUCCCUUGGCUUUUGAACAGAUGAAAUUAGAAUAGUUAAUAUUUAUUGUUUCUUCAUUCGGUCAACAGAUGCUCUGCAAGCUUAUUUUUCACAAUAUGGAGAAGUCACGGAUUGUGUUGUUAUGAAUAACCCACAAACAGGAAAAUCAAGAGGAUUUGGUUUUGUUACAUUCAAGGACCCUUCUGCUGUUGAUGUUAUACUGGCAACUGCUAAACAUACUAUAGAUGGCAGAAAUGUAUGUAAUUCUUUUUUUACACUUGUAUACAGGGUUGAGGAGAUUUAAAUUGGUCUGAUAAAAAUGAUUAAGAUUUUAAGACAUUGAAUUUUUACCGGGAUAUUUAUCUAAUCUUUUUAUAUAUUUAAAAUGCAUUUUCUAGAAGACCUGUUUGUUUUUAUAUAAUAAUAGUCGCAUAUAUUUCUCAUACUUUGUUCCGACUUGCAAAAGCAGGAAAAUUAGUUUUUCUGUUCAAAAUAUUUAAUUGAAAGGCUUUAUUUGAAUCGAAUGGUAUAUUUUGACACUAAAUAAAUCAUUAUGAAAAUAUUUAAAUAAAUUUCUGUAAAAGUUAAAGCAAUCCUGCAGAAAAUGAGUCUAAAAAAUUAAUAUACCAGUACUUGAACAUCCUUUUAAAAAAAUUACUUUUAAAUUUGAAAAUCAGAUUAAAUCAAUUUUAUUUAUUUUGAUCCUGAUAUUUCUGAAAAUAUUUGUCAGUACUUCCUUUUCUUUUAUUUUAUUUAAUGUUUAGAAUUCAUAGCAUAUCGAUGUAGUUUCAGAGUUAUAAAAGUUAUUUUUUAUUAAAAAUAGUACUAAAUUCUUUUUAUCAGUUACAUAAUUACAAUAUUAUUACACCUGGAUCACUAUUUGUCUAUAUUACACCUGGAUCACUAUUUGUCUAAGCUUACAUAAGUUAGCAGGUGUGGCAUGUUUCAUAGUGCAAAUCGACAAAUGAAAAGCUAUUCGAGGGCCGCAUAUAUAUUUUGCCAUAUUAGCAUUACAGCACAAAGGUCAAGGACUGUUGGCAAAAAUAGAAAAUUGGCAAGAAAUAUUAAUGAAGCGGUACAUGAAAUUGCGUAAAAUUCAAUAAGAUAACUAGAUAAACUAGUCAUUUUUUAAAUUUCUUUAUGCAUUGGGGGCAGCAUAACAUCAGUUGCCGGGCCGUAUGUGGCCAGUGGCCCGUAGUUCUGAGUUAAAGGAUAAUAUUUGCAGGACUGCUGUCAAAUUUAAAUAGUGGUACAAGAUAUGUUGAGGCUUCAAUGUAAAUGACAUGACAGUUGAGAAGUUAUUUUCUUAGUAAUAAGUAUUUAGUUUAUUUUAAUCUCUAAUAUUUAUAAGGGGUUCCUAUUCAUUUUGAUGAUUAUUACUUUUUUAUUGAAUAGGUUGAUGCAAAAGCCUGCAGUGCUAGGGGAGCUGGUGGUGGUAGUGGCACCAAUGGUGGCCGGGUAAGUUUGUAAAUAAGAUUCUAAGACGUGUCUUCACCUGUUUCAGUGUGGAAGGGAUUUCAGACCCGUUUCCUCGGCAUAUGAUUUUGAGGUGUCUUUUACGAUGGUAUGCAGACUUGUCACAACUAUGAUUUUAAGAAAAACCAUAAAUUCAUGUAGUUUUUUAAAAAGUACAUUUUCGGUUGUCAGUUUUAACCUGCUCUCUUCAUCCAGCAGUACGAAUGGUUGACAAAAUAUUAUGUUUGCCCUGAGAAAUGAAGGCGGUGGUGUUGAUUUGGGAUAUUUUGUGUACGGCUGUGCCGGGAAGUGGGGGGGGUCUAAAUAUUUAAGUCUAUAAAAUUAGCUUCCACAUUUUCGUAAUGAUAGUGGUGAUUGUAAUAUUUAUGCUUUGUCUUUUUCUUAACUUGCUAGACACAUCAACUGUAAUAUUAGCAUAGUUGCCAAUUUUAGUCAGUCCUCGCUUGUGUUUUCUUGCUGUAUGAUGGAAUUUUUGGACAUAAUUUUUCAUUCGGCAAACCAACACACUCUUCCUAUUUCAAUUAGACAAUAAUAUAUUUGUGGGAAUGGGCUAAUGAAUAUUGGUUCUUUUUCUUUUUUGAAAACCAGGUCCUUUAUUAAAAUUUUAAGUUACUUAGUAGGUUUUUAGAAUUUCAAUAAAAUAAUAUCUGUAGCAAGUACGCAUCUGUAAGCAGAGUGCCUGCAGAUUGAAAUAUGUCGAUCAUCUAUUUUAACACCAGCUUUGACGAUUCCACUAGGCACUGCGAUGAGAGUAGUUAUUGGUAUUUAUUAUAUAUAUUGCGUGUUUAUUUGCAUGCUUAUUCAUAUACUAAGUUUCUGUGUUGUACGUUUUAAGAGUUCGAGGGUGAACAGGUCUGCAUUUGAAAUACAUAUUUUAUGUUUUAAGAAAAGGUGGUUGAAUAAUUAAGGAGAUGUGUUGACUUGCCCAGUAUUCUUAUUCUAAAAUACUUAUUUACUCUUUAAGCUUUGAUUUUAGAUAACCAAAUUUUUGUUACAAUUUUAGGCUGGUGGCCGUGGAGCUGGCGGUGGAUAUACAGGCAGAACUACAAAAAUUUUUGUUGGUGGUUUGCCCAAUGAUGCUAAUAGUGAUAAUCUCAAAAGUUACUUUGCAAGGUUUGGCGAGGUAGGUAUAGAAAUGCUAAUAAAUAUGUUGUUACAAGGUUUUUAUUUUGUUACCAGAGGUCGCAAGAUUUAACUUUUUAUAUAUAAAUUGGAUUGUUAAAAAAAGCUGCAUAACAUUGCACCAGAGGAGGGCUAUUUGAAAACUGAUAUUAAAGCUAGUGUUAAUAAAAUGUAUAAUUUUAGCCCUUAGUGUACCAGGCUUGUCUUUUUGCAAUGACCUACUUUUUGUUCUGAAACUAUUAUGGAGCUUUAAUUGGGAUUAGAUGAUUCAGAUGCUGAUGAGGAAGAGGGGGAUGAAAUUGUUGAAGGAAAUAGGCCUGCUAUUGCUCAAAGUUUACACCUACAGGAACCUGUAGGUUUCACAUGUUUUAGACUAGUGUCAACGUAGAUAUUGAUUUAUUUAGAUCGACUGGACACUGUGCUAGCCAGAAAAUCCCCUUGUGUGCCAUUGGCAAUGAAAAGUUUACAAAACACAUUAGUAUUUUUAACACUCUUAUCCAUUCACCCGUAUCCAUUUCUGAACAGAUAAUUCUCUACAUGUUAUCAAUUGUUUAAAGCAAAAAGGUUUAAAAAUUUGCAAACCUAUCAAAUUUUGGCUUGUUCCAAAAUAAUGUCUGGGCCACAGGGAAUAAUUAGCAAAAUAAUCUGAGGCUAUAUAUAUAGCAAAAAAGUAGAUAUGUCCUGUAAGGGUUAAAAUUUUUAAGCCAAAAACCAUCUUCAGCUGCAAAACACUUGUUAUAUGUAUGCGUGUAGUGUCUAAAAUGCACUGAUUGCGGAACAAUGUGGAUUUUAAUAUCUUAGCACAUCAUUCCAUAAGAAUUCUUAAGGUCUCAUGUUUGAAGGUCUGUAAGCAAACUCCCUACUUUUGACAGUACCCAUUCUCCACUGCAAGAAAAGGGUGAGAGGUCAAACAAAAAAAAAAAAAAAAAAAACGUGAGAGGUAAAACAAAAAAAAAAAAAAAAGAACUGGUGAACUAAAAAUAAAAUAAAAAAAUUCACACAAAUGGCUAUAGCAGUAUGUUUAGAUGUUGAUUGAAAGUGUGUGUUUCUUUGGAUUUUUUUAUAUGUGGCAUAAUAAUUCUGCAGGUUCUUGAUGUAGUGAUUAUGUAUGAUGAAGAGAAGACCAGACCGAGGGGUGAGUUUUUUACAUCUAAAAUUAAAUUUAAUGUAGUUAUUUGAAGAGUUGACCUAUAUUUACACUUGUGAUCUUUUUCUUUGUGAUCAGUUCCAAAUUAACAUCCAAUGGUCUUUAGAUUCUGUCAAAUUGUUGUGGGUGUCCUUAGCUUUUAGUCCAGUCUCUUAGACAUUUAUUUUCUCCAUUAAUAGAUUGGUAAUUGACUCCUGUAUAGUAUGCAAUUCAAAAGUGUUUAUUUAAAAUUAAUUUAUUACAAAAUAUGAUAUAGUUUAAUUAACAUAUUGGAUAUUUCAUAAGCUUCUAAUCACUUGUGUGGGGUUUUUGUGUCCAUGGGUUUAUUAGUAAGUUUUGUAGGUUUUAAAGGUUUCUGGCUUAAACAAGGGAAUAAAGAUGUCUUCAUUAGCAGAUUCAUUUCUUUAGGUUUUUGCAAGGACUGUUGACACUACUUUAAUUAUCUCUUAUCAUGAAGUUCCUUGAUAGUAAUUUUUUAAAAACAUCUUUUUGCAUUAGUGUAUUAUGUUUAUAUAAUUUAUGUUUAGUAAAAAGCUAACUUAAUAGGUGACAUCUUCUUGUGAAAUUCGUUUUGAAAUGUUCAAACAUUUUUAGGUGACUUAAUUAUCUCAUUACUUCUUAAGGUAGUUUUUGCAAUAUUAUCUCAUUUAUCUUUAAGGCAGUGUUCUUUUCUUCCUUCAAAAGAUGGUGUAUUAAAUUAAUGUUAGUAUUUUCAUAGAAACAAGUUCUUUUUAGUAAUACCUCUAUCAUGAAGUUAGCAGGAAUUAUGGAUUCAAUGUAUUUCUUCACAUUACUCUGUAUCUCAGAAGUUUGACAUAGUUAUUAUGUUAAUUUAUUUUUAAUAGCGGUGGAAGUACAUUUUAAGGACUUACAGUUUAACCUUAAGUUGCAUGCAGUUUGAUGUGUUACAAAUUUUUCGAAGGAUUUGUUGAUUUAUAGACUUAGACAUUUUUAAAAUUUUGAUAAUAAUUUAUUUAAAGUAAAUGAUUUUUUUUUAAAAUAAAUUUUUUGUUAUUGGAUCAAUUCUUGUAAGUUUUAGACAAAUAUUUUGUGGCUUGUUUUUUUUAAAAACCAUUUAGUAAAAAUGUUUUAUUGAAUUUUCAUAAAUGAUGUCCACAAUUAUUUAGUCAUAGAAUUUACAUAAUUUUUUUACAUUUUUAAAAAAAUGUCUGUAUUAGUUUUAGUUGUUUUAAGGAUAAAAUCAAAGAGUUGAAUGAGUGAUUAGUAUUUGACACUUGUCUAGAUAAUUCUAAAUUGUCAUGCAUAGUUCAACACCUUAAUUGACACAAACUAAUAAUUUUUGUAUAAUUUUUGUUCUUCUGAUCUCUCAAUGCGACUUCUCUUCAUGUGGUUUCAGAGCUCUUUUUAAAAGAAAUUUCCAUUGUUUGUUACUGUUCAGCGAGUUUCUUUGGGUCCAAACAUUUGUAAAUCUUGCAUAAUAGCCAACGCUUCAGUUAUUCAACAGUUUUUACAGCCCUUUAACACUACUGUAUUACAGAUCAUAUCAUUUACAUUUCAUGCAAGCAGUGUUUCCAGUUUCUCAAGAGUGGAGAUCUGUGUCUCGUUUUUAAAAAAGAAUGUCACAAUUUUUGCUGUGGUCUUUAUCUGGCUCUGAAUUAUUUUGCCUAUUAGUUCAUGUAUAUCCCAGCACCAAAUAACACUCUUCCAAGACAUUAACAUUUAAUAACAAAACAUGCACUUUUCAAUCUGAUGACCACUUUAUUCAAUGACAAUUUUACAGAACAAAACAAACUCUAGCAUGUUUAGCUCACCUUGCAAAUGUUAUUUCUCUUCUGGUUAUGUUACCCGUAGGCUUUGGAUUUUUGACCUUCGACAGUGAAGAUGCAGUUGAGGCAGCAGUUAAAGAGCACUUUAUGGACUUCAAUGGAAAAAAGGUUAAAUGAGUCUCUUUGGUAUCUCGUUCAUGACUUAGUCGUUGCUAAGUGAUGACUCCUUGGUUUGGUUAAGAAGAUGGCUUUGCAAUUUUUUUCCUAGAGAUCAUCAAGACGAUGCAACUGGUGGACCACAGUUUAAUUAUUUUAAUUUAAAAAUUAAGUUAUAAUUAUUUUUUAAGUUAGCAGUUUUGUGACCGGUUUAGUGACUGCACUUACAUUAAGUACCAUUGUUUUAAUUUUUAAAAAAUUAAAUGAGUUAGAAUUUCACCGAAUUGUAUACAUUUUUUUAGUAUACGGUUUAAGUAGUCUGGAACACAGUUUUUGUGUUUCCCAUACUUGUGAAUUUGUAAAUUUGUAUGUUUAAUUUUAAGCUUGUGAUAGCUUUUUUAAGCCUUGCUAAAUUUAUGAAAGUUAACUAAGACUGAUUUAAAAGGUGUUAAAAGUAUUUUUAAGUGUGAUGUAAGUCGUGCAGGCAUCUUAACAACAACUGCUUAUAAUUAGUGCAACAUAAUAUACUUCAAAUUACAAGUAUCAAAUUUAUGCUAAAAUUUUUAUAUUUUUUUUUGGUUAAAAUUUUAGUUUGCCAUCACAUGUUUGUCACUUCUUAAUCAAGAUACCAACCUCGUCUCUUAAUUUUAACUGGUGGUGAAUGUUUUAAAUUUAUAAGGGGUAAUUAUUGUUGAAUACCUUCAUCUUUUUGGGUGUCAACCUGUGGUAUUGUUAUUGUGCAACUAAUGUUUAAUUGGUAUGGUAGUGUUUCUUGCUGAAACGAAUUAUUGUCUCUGCCUUGGGUUUCAAAUUUUAAUUAAUUAAUGUUAUCAAUUUAUUUAUUAUUUGCUCUUAGAUUGAGUGCAAACGUGCAGAACCUCGCCAGGGAGGUGGUGGUGGCAGAGGAGGAAAACAAAUGCAUAACAAUUAUAACGGUGACCAAAGUUGGGGAGGAAUGGGUGAUGGCUCCAAUUGGAACCAGUAUGGAUAUGGGCAACAAGGUUACGGUGGCUAUGGAGGACAAGGAUAUGACCAGAGUUGGGGUCAACAAGGUUAUGGAGCUCAGGGUUAUGGACAGGUGAGUUAUUUUGUUUGCUGAUAACAUUCAACCUAGGACAUAUUAAUGUCUUAAAAACUUGUAAUCUUUGAAAUUUUCGUUCAGUAAUCGUCUGAAUGAUUCAAUUUAAAGGGUCAAGAAUUAUCAGGCUCUAUUUCUUGCUCCUGUUUUUAAAAGUAUUUGUUGCUCUUUAUUAUCUUUCAGUAAGUUCAAUCAAAGGUAAUUUGUGUAUUUCCUUUUUUUUCAGAAUUGGGGGCAGCAAGGAUAUGGUGCUCAAGGUUAUGGACAGCAGGGCUAUGGUCAGCAACAGGGCUGGACUGGCCAGCAAGCAAACGGUGAGUUAACCGAAGGUAUGUGUCACAGCAAUUUUUUCAUUUUUUCUUAACCUGUAAUUUUUUUUACAAAAGUCUUAAUGCCUUAUUUUUUUUUUCUAGAAAUUAAUAAAAUCUCUGAAUUGGGCAAUAAGUCUUCCGUAGGAAAGAGACUUAUUUUUUCUUUCUGCCCAGGUCAAGGCCAAGGCUUUGGUGGCUACAGUGGUUCAGGAUUUAAUAAUUAUAGUGGCAGUCAAGGUAUGACAAUGGAAACUUGCUCACGUUUUUUUCCAUUAUCAUAAAUUCUGUCUGCUUCACUUUCUUAUCCCUUUUUAAAGGAAUACAGUGCGUUUUUAAAAUGGUUUCUUUUUUCACCAUUAAAUGUUUCAAAUUUUUUGCAAAUAUCUAUUUUAAUUGAAACUGUAGGAGGGAGCUCCUUGGCUGAAUUUUUUUUUUAAAAUUAUGCGGCAUAUUUAAAACUUAAAUCAGUAACAUCAAUAAUAUACUAAAAGGGUUAAAUUUUUUUCAGCAUUGUUGUACUAAGCAGGUCAACCAUAUAUUUUGCUGUUAUUAUUCUGUCAUAAUGUCAGCGCGCCAUCUUUUUAAAAAAUGAAAAAGCAUAGCCUUAAUAGCCAUUGGUUUUUCAAUUUUUGGAUCUUAAAAAUAAAAAAUUGUUGCCCAUUUGAUGUCUCAUCAUGUAAGUUUUUCCAUAUGGCAUUGGGUGAUCUUUAGAGUUUCGAGUAAGUGGUAUACUUUUUUUCCUGUUCAGGUCAAGGGCAAAGCUAUGGGGGCUACAGUGGUCAAGGAUUUAGUAAUUAUGGUGGUGGCAACCAAGGUAUGACAUGAGUCUCAAUUUUUUGGCUUUGGACAUAUGUCUAUUGGUUAUAGCAGUGGGGUCUCUUAGGUUUGAAAAAUCUUAAUGCCUUCUGGCUGAAGGAACAGUUUUUUAAAAAAAAAACCUGAAUCCCCAAUGCACACAGAACCCACUAUUUUUCAUUCUUCACAUCAUGUGUGCCUAAAGCAUGAGACAUCUAGCUAUUUAUCAAGGAAGGAGAAAUACCAUUUUAAUGUUUAAAACAAAAUUUUACUAACUGUUACUUAAAAAAAAAAUUGUUUCUUUUCUAAAAUGUGGAAACUGAAUAUUUUUUUAAAAAAUGACAAAUUAUUUUCCUUACUUGAAAAAAAAAUAUAAUAAAUUCAGUGAGAAGUUCAUAGGCAACCUCAUUUUGAAGACCCUAGAGACCCUAUUGGUUAUAACCAAUAUACCUUUUUGACAGACAGCGUUUUAUUUCGACUGUUCGUUAAAAAAAAUUUUGCAAUGAAAUGAAAGUAAUGCACUCUUGGUUUCCUAAUAAUUACAUUUUUUUAUAUUUUUUUAGGUUAUAGCGGAAGUGGAUCUCAAGAUGGAUAUGGCAAUGGUUACCAACAGACACAAACAGCUGGUCGUGCACCAAGCACAGGAGGUAGCACACCUCAAGGAUAUCAUCCUUACAAACGUUGAUCUUGUUGUUUUUUUUAAAAUAUAUUUUUUAAUGUCAUUCAUGAUGGCUUUUAAUAUGACAUUGGUUGAACAUAGUGUGCAAGGAUACGUUUUUAUUGAAGAAAUAUUCAGUAAUUUUAAAAUUCAAAAUUUUGCACGUGAAUGUUUCGAAAGCCAGCUGAAAUAUUUUUUAAAUAAAUUUUUGUCAUGCAUAUUUUAAAUGUUGAAUGUAUCUUGUUACCCUUUUCUAAUGAAACCUGUAAGGAUAGCAAUCUUAACAUCUUAUAUGCUGACUUUUCUAAUGAACAUACAAUUUUAAGAUUGCAAAAUAAUUUGAGUUGGAACAAGUUGCAUUUCCCUGUAAUAUCUUUAAAAAGUUAUUUUACUUGAAAUUAAAGUGUUAUAAACCAAUUUUGGGGUGGGGGCGAUGAUAGUUCCUUGUUUAAAACUGAAAAUUGUGUGGUUUCACACAUUUAGGAUGGACCAGUUCAUUUGUUCCUGAAAUGUGAGAUUUAUCAUGAAAUGAUUGAAUUUGGAUUGUUAGCUUUGCUGUCCCUUUAUUUGUUGAGGCAGCUUUCACAAGAGCAUUGUAAUACCAUAGAAUGAUUCAGAUGUACAACUUUUGUGUUUUCACAUCAUUUGUAAACUGUUUUUGUCUCAAAUUUUCAUAUUGUAUUGUACAUAUUUCAAUAAAUAACAAUUCAUUGAAGGACUGCUCUUUAUUUCAUCUCUUAAUUUAUUGUCAAGUCUAGUCUUACAACCUAGUCCAUUGAAACCAAAUACCGGUAUUUUUUUACACUUGUUUUAUAACCAGAGUGUUUUAUAACCAGAGUUCCAAUUGACUUCAAGCAAAAGCAGUGCAGAAAGUCAAUUUAACUUAUUUGGAGCUGGAACCAUAUGUACAUAUAAGUAGCUUCAGCUUUAUUGCUCUCACAUACACAAUUUUGUUACUUUAUCACAUACACCUCUAAUUUAAACGUGAACAAUAUUUUAAAUCUUAAAGAUAAUAAUAUAUAUUUUAUUCACAAUUUUGUCCCAACUACUUCACCUCCCACAUAAAGCUACUGCAACUUGCAUAAUCAUGAUUUUAAUCAUAAAUGGCUCAUUUUACUGCUUGCUCUUCUGCUGUAUUGGAUGUCUUCUUUUGCUGUGAUUGUAAUUAUGUCUCCAUUGCAGUUCUCUGAUUCAACCAUUUGUAGAAAACCUUGUACAACUUUUUCUACCCUGUAAUUGUAAUAAUGUAAAUAGCAAAUAAUAAAAAGCUUCAAUUACUUGAAAUACUAGAACAAGUACUGGUACCUACAACAGCAAGUCUUCGAAAACAUAUUUACUUGAUAAUUGAUAACUUCACCUGUUAAUUCCCAAAUGUUUAGUUAUCCUUUGUCCAUCCUCAAAAUACAGCAUUUGCUUUU